GAUGCUGUUUGAGACAUGUUUCUUUGUCUCCCUCUACAGGAUGACUGUUAUAACUACAUCUGUCUGCUGGAGGUUCUGAAGGAUGGAAGGAUCUACGUCUGUGGCUCCUACGCCUACAAUCCCAAGUGUGCUUUCAUAGACCCAGUGACGUUUGUCCUAGUGGAGGAAGGUGGUGACAAAGUGAAGAUGGAGAAUGGGAAGGGGAAAUGUCCUUAUGAUCCCAGACAACCUCACACGGCUGUUACUGCAGAUGGAGUGCUGUACACUGCCUCCCCUUCUAACUUCCUGGGCACGAUGUUUGACAUCACCAGGGCAACAGGUCAAGAGGUGCACGUGCAUCAGUCCGUCAACUGGCUCAGUGGUGAGACCCAUCUGUCAAUCACACACACUCCAAAUGCAUGUUGGGAAUGAUGAUAAAAUACUUCUACUGUCCAAACUUCUGUAACACCAAACAACAACAGAAUGUGUCCACAGAGUUUAACUCAGGAUGUGGUUUAGCAGUGUAGUGUUACUUACAUAAUGAGUUCUCUAUGUCUAUAACCAUCCACGUGUUUUAUGUG
Messenger RNA from Oncorhynchus gorbuscha (pink salmon), 560 nucleotides. Its product is annotated as semaphorin-4C-like. The record is from RefSeq and is a predicted model, not a curated record. Bases 16 to 411 code for a protein of 131 amino acids. The transcript is spliced from 3 exons. Gene Ontology annotation, molecular function: chemorepellent activity; semaphorin receptor binding. Gene Ontology annotation, biological process: axon guidance; negative regulation of axon extension involved in axon guidance; negative chemotaxis. Lineage: Eukaryota; Metazoa; Chordata; Actinopteri; Salmoniformes; Salmonidae.